Messenger RNA from Cladocopium goreaui, 2102 nucleotides. NCBI's taxonomy places the organism in Eukaryota, Dinophyceae, Suessiales, Symbiodiniaceae. The record is from the annotation of a GenBank genome assembly.
UCGUUUCGUUGUUCCCGAUGCCGAAAACAAAGAAGAAAUCCAAGAAGCAGCUGGAGGACGAGCUCCAAAAGGCAGCUGAAGAGCAGAAGCGACAUGAAGAAAAGGAGAGACUCUUCAAAUUGGAGGAGGAUGCUCUUGCGGCGAACCGAGAGAGAUUGGAGAUUGAGCUCGAGGGCAAAAAUCGCGUGUUGGAAGCGGAAAGGCUAGAGGAAGAGCAAGAGCUGGUGGUCCGAAUGAAAGGUGAGCGCAAGCGAUGCCUAGACUACGAACAGUCAAAGUUGCAGGAGAAGAUCGAAUGGCAAAAGUUUGUUUCCUGCACGUCGCGACCCAACGUCAUGUUUGAAAACGAGAUCACCACUUAUGUUUCCAUGGUGCGCGAGGAGCGAUCUGACAGAGAAUCCAUGGAGACUGCCAUUGAGAAGUGCAAAGCUGGAGAAGAGGUCGUGGGCGACCUCCUGGAGCUCUACUGCAAGGCCUGCGAAGAGGGCAACGUGACCCGACAGGACUGGUGCAUGCACUACAUUGGUGAGAUUCGUGCCCUCGAAGUGGAGUUGAUUGAUGCAGCUACUGCUCAUUUGCUGUUGUACAUUGAGAAGCAGGAAGCCAAUGCGCACUUGCAGGUCUAUUUGCAGUGGGGCAAUGCCAACGAUGAGAUGAAGGUGGGCUUCUGGGGCCAUUUGCAGAGCAAAGGCUUUCGCGCCAAAUCCAUCGAGCAUAGCAAGAUCCAGAUAGGACUGGAUCUUCCCAAAGCGAUCCAACUGCAGUCCAUCGGCCACUGCAUUGGUGUGCGAUCUUUGUAUACCACCUUCGACAGUGCUGGAAAGGAUCCAGUCCAAAUGUCCAUCGGAGGAAUGAUUCGGGUGGAUCUGCUGUCGAUCCCGCCCUUCAGCAAAAAGGUGAAGGGAUGGACCAUACGACAGGUGCCGGCACCUGGCAAGGAGCUCAUGAAACUGCCCUACCCCAACACUGAGCACACCACGGCGAGCACAGCAAUUGCUGCCCCGUGCAAGAUCGACUACAAGGUACCCAGCCAUGUGCUGGUCAGCAAGUCCCCGGUGGUGUCUUGGUGGGACGCGUCAGUGGAACGCUGGUCGACCGAAGGCAUCAACGAAAUCACUUGGGAACAGGAAACGCGAAAGAUCUCAUUCUUCACAGCGCGACUGGCUUCCUUUUCCAUCACUCAGGAGCGACACAUUGACCUGCCUUACAAGCACUGGAACAUGAGGCCUUGUGACGACAUGGUGGUGGAACUCACUGUCCAGGCUGCUAGGUACGAGCUGCGCUUCAUGAUCUCAGAGGACGGGCUGAGGUUGAAAGGACCUCAGUUGCCUGAACUGUUGGACGUCAUGUUUGAGCCCGGCAGUGGUGAGGCAGGAGGCUUGAGCGGACCCAGUGGUCGCCGACCCCGCAUCCGCAGCCCUGCCACGCUGCUGAAUGAGCUUCGUGAUUGUGGGCUGAAUUUGAUGCCAAAGAACUCCGAUGCUGACCAGCUAGAGGGCUAUACUCCAAAGCAUCCUGAGACUCAGGCUCGGGCAUAUUCCGACCUCAGCGAAAUUGCCGCCUUCUAUGACAUUGCCUCCUCCCGACACAAUAAGGAUUUACCAGCUGAACGUGCUUUAGUGCGAAUUCGUGAGAAUGAAUUGCGCGAGGUAUUUAACCCUCUGGACUCCGAUGGAGACGCGGACUAUCAAGCAAUCAUGUUCUUCCCGAAGAAGUGUUGCCAAGUGCAGUCGCUGGAAGGGGUUUCGCCUUGCAGGGAGGCAAUGGCCCCGGGCCAUUUCACACACGCCAGCCUUUAUCUUUGCUUCGAUAAAGAUCCAGCUCCCGGUCCCAAUCAUGCCGAACGCCUGCAACGCCUGGAAGUUACGACUUCAACUGUGCGUUUCGUGGAGGCUGUGAGGCAAACCAUGCAGCUGAUGCAUCUGCUGUCUUUCGUUUGAGAUCCGGAGCCGUCCGGAGACAAUGCAUGGCACCGUGGCUAAAAAUCCACCGCAAAGUGCGGUGAGAGUUGGCCACAGAUCCGAACACUCCAGAGAUAUCCAGAGUGUUUGGACGUUUCACCGAACUUGUCUGAGAGGGGCACAGCAUCUCGUUGAAAACAA